Exaiptasia diaphana is the source of this 2375-nucleotide messenger RNA. Its product is annotated as 6-phosphofructo-2-kinase/fructose-2,6-bisphosphatase 1. Gene Ontology annotation, molecular function: ATP binding; 6-phosphofructo-2-kinase activity; fructose-2,6-bisphosphate 2-phosphatase activity. Gene Ontology annotation, cellular component: cytosol. Bases 200 to 1546 code for a protein of 448 amino acids. The record is from RefSeq and is a predicted model, not a curated record. NCBI's taxonomy places the organism in Eukaryota, Metazoa, Cnidaria, Anthozoa, Actiniaria, Aiptasiidae. The transcript is spliced from 17 exons. Gene Ontology annotation, biological process: fructose metabolic process; fructose 2,6-bisphosphate metabolic process.
UAAAAACUCAAGGAGUUUGUUUUGGGAAUUUCGACCUUAUUUUCUGAGCAUCCAUCAUUUUCCUAGGUUUUCAAGGCAUUUUUAAUUAGUGAAUCAAAUCUAAUGAGGCCARUUUUGCUGCUGAGCGGCUUUCUAUAUAACUUUUAGGCUUUAGGUAACUUUUAAUAUUUAGCCAAGACGACUUGGAAAGGCCGAAAAUAUGCAUAGAAAUCUGUAUCCAGCCACGGCUCCAAAGAUUGUCAAUGCGCCAGUCGUUAUCGUAAUGGUUGGUCUACCAGCUCGUGGAAAGAGCUACAUCUCGAGGAAACUUGCUAGAUAUCUAAACUGGAUUGGAGUUAGCACAAAGGUAUUCAGUCUGGGUGACUAUCGCCGUAAUAUGAUGGAAGUAUCRCAGUUUGACCACUCAUUCUUCGAUCCUAAUAACCCAAAUGGAAUGUUAAUUAGAGAACAAUGCGCUGAGCGUAUUUUAAAUGACGUGGUUAAGUGGCUGGAAGGCAAGAAAAAAGUUGCCAUAUUUGAUGCCACUAACUCAUCUCGUAAACGAAGACAACACAUUGUUGAACACUGCGCAAAACAUGAAUGCAAGGUUAUGUUUAUUGAGUCUGUAGUAGAYGACCCAGCUAUAGUCAGAGCCAAUGUUAUGGCUGUGAAGAUAAGCUCGCCAGAUUAUGCUGGUGUUGAGCCUGAGCAAGCAUGUGAAGAUUUUCUUGCAAGAAUUGAGCAUUACAAACAAGCUUACGAACCUCUUUGUAUGGCACAAGAUAAGCAUAUAUCGUAUAUGAAAAUCAUCAAUGGAGGAACUAAUUUUGUGGUGAAUCAACUGCAUGGUUAUUUAGAAAGCAGAAUAGCAUACUAUUUAAUGAAUAUCCAAAUCACUCCAAAAGCUAUUUAUUUAACAAGGCAUGGAGAAAGUGCCUACAACCUCAAAGGAAGAAUAGGUGGAGACUCAGACCUCUCACCAAGRGGAUAUGAAUAUGCAAGGAAAUUAAGUGAAUUUAUGAAAAGUCAAAAUCUUGAUGACCUCAAGGUCUGGACAAGUGAAUACAAAAGGACCAUACAGACAGCUGAGAAUUUGCAAGACUUGCCSCAAGAACGAUGGACUGCACUUAAUGAAAUAGAUGCGGGCGUGUGUGAAGGGAUGACAUAUGAAGAAAUCCAGGAAAAAUACCCAGAAGAUUUUGCAAGACGAGAUGAGGAUAAGUUUCAUUAUCGAUACUCAAGAGGAGAGUCUUAUGAAGAUUUAGUAGCACGUCUUGAGCCAGUUAUUAUGGAACUUGAACGGCAGCAAAAUGUGUUGGUUAUUUGUCAUCAGGCUGUUGCUCGCUGUUUACUGGCAUACUUCCUGGACAAGAAUUACGAACAACUGCCUUAUAUCAAAGUUCCAUUGCAUAGUGUUCUAAAACUGACUAGUGUGGGCUAUGGAUGUCAAGUUGAAAAGUUUGACCUCAACAUUCCUGCAGUAAAUACACACAGAUCAAAACCCGAGGAUGUUUCUGUUACAAGGGAUUCGCAGCAUGCUCUGAAUACGGUCCCUGAGCAUGAAUAGUCCCUGACACAUUCUAGCACCUCUUCAAUGACGUCCCGGUACAUAAUCACAUGAUGCCCCUUAGACAAGUACUUCAAAUUGUGUAUAGAGUGAUGACCUUUUUAAUUAUGUCCCUUGUUAUGUCAGGAGCUCAAGAGCUCUUAGUGCUAUGAUUUCAAGCACAUGUAGGAAAUUGUUCAUGUGUUUAUUUUGAGCACCGAUUGAAUAUUGUCCCUAUAUGGAGACAAGUAUUUUGAUUCAGAAAAGCAUUUUCUUACCUCGGAAAACGCGGCUAAGCAAAUGUAUUCAGAUAUCUCGUAUUUCUUUUUUUCGAGAUGGAAAAGCUGAGCUUUUUCCUUGUCUCAUAACAUUUCAGCAAUAUUUAUUGAUAGUUUUUAGUUAGUUAUGGGGAGAAAUAAUCAAUAUUAUUUUCAUCAUUAAUUUGUUUUUCAUCAAUUUUGUUUUUAAAGACGUUUUUUAAGAAGGUAAACGAGGUGUUUUCAAAGAGCUUGCAAAAAGCAAACUAUAGGACAGGUCCUUUUGGUUUAACUCCUUGAAAUGUUGUGGGAUGUAACAAAAUUGUUUAAACAUCACUUGAAAUAUAGGAAAAAAUGGUAAAAAGUUGAAAAUACUCCUUGGAAAAUACAAAAGUACUACUCCUUUAUGUUUAGGCACAAAAUUAAUGCACCAAAAAUGGGAGUAUUAUAAAAGAAAAUGAUCAAAAGAAGCGCGCAAUUAAUAGGAAAAAAAGUGUAUGUAAAAUAACAAUUCUCUUCCAUUGAGAAAAAAUCUAAUCCAUGGACGAAUAAAGUAAACAUAUUGAAGAAUAAACUGUCCAAAUAUCACGAAA